UGACGGCGGCGGGCACGGCGGGCGGCCCGAGCGGCCUGGAGCCCUGGGAGCUGCGCGCGCCCCGGCCCCGUCGCUCCGCCGGCCUCGCGCUGCGCAUUCUCUCCUGGCGGCGGCGCCACCUGCAGCCGCGCUCCGCGAACAUGGCGACACGGAGCAGCAGGAGGGAGCCGCGACUCCCCUUCCUCCUCGCCCUGGUCGCGCUGCUGCCGCCCGCGGCUGUCGGCGAGUCCGGGGCGCUGAGCCUGCGGGGCGGCCGCGCGCAGCUGCCCCAGGACCGGGGCUUCCUCGUGGUGCAGGGCGGCCCGCGAGAGCUGCUGCGGCGGCGGGAGGCGGCCGACAAGCCCGCUCGGAGGAGACGGAGCGCUGCCCCGCAGCCCGAGCCCAUCAAGGUGUACGGACAGGUCAGCCUGAAUGACUCCCACAAUCAGAUGGUGGUGCACUGGGCUGGAGAGAAGAGCAACGUGAUCGUGGCCUUAGCCCGAGACAGUCUGGCCUUGGCGCGGCCCAGGAGUAGUGACGUGUACGUGUCUUACGACUACGGAAAGUCCUUCAGGAAGAUCUCGGAGCAACUGAACUUCGGCCCGGGGAACAGCAGCGAGGCCGUCAUCGCCCAGUUCUACCACAGCCCCGUGGACAACAAGCGGUACAUCUUUGCUGACGCUUAUGCCCAGUACCUCUGGAUCACAUUUGACUUUUGCAACACCAUCCAAGGCUUUGCCAUCCCAUUCCGGGCGGCCGAUCUCCUCCUGCACAGUAAGGCCUCCAACCUGCUCCUGGGCUUCGACCGCUCUCACCCCAACAAGCAGCUGUGGAAGUCGGAUGACUUUGGCCAGACCUGGAUCCUGAUUCAGGAGCACGUGAAGUCCUUCUCUUGGGGAAUCGAUCCCUACGACAAGCCAAACACCAUCUACAUUGAGCGGCAUGAACCCUCUGGCUACUCCACCAUCUUCCGAAGUACCGACUUCUUCCAGUCCCGUGAGAACCAGGAGAUCAUCCUGGAGGAGGUGAAGGACUUCCAGCUCCAGGACAAGUACAUGUUUGCUACAAAGGCAGUGCGUCCCUUGGGCAUCCAACAGCCGUCUUCGGUCCAGCUCUGGGUCUCCUUUGGCCGGAAGCCCAUGCAAGCGGCCCAGUUUGUCACGAGACACCCUAUUAAUGAGUACUACAUCGCAGAUGCCUUCGAGGACCAGGUGUUUGUGUGUGUCAGUCACAGUGACAACCGCACCAACCUGUACAUCUCGGAGGCUGAGGGGCUCAAGUUCUCCCUGUCUCUGGAGAACGUGCUCUACUACAGCCCGGGAGGCGCAGGCAGCGACACGCUGGUGAGGUACUUCGCAAACGAGCCGUUUGCCGACUUCCAUCGUGUGGAGGGGCUGCAGGGAGUCUACAUCGCCACCCUCAUCAACGGCUCCAUGAGCGAGGAGAACAUGAGGUCCGUUAUCACCUUUGACAAAGGGGGAACCUGGGAGUUUCUGCAGGCUCCAGCCUUCACAGGAUAUGGAGAAAAAAUCAACUGUGAGCUCUCCCAGGGCUGUUCUCUGCACCUGGCCCAGCGGCUCAGCCAGCUGCUCAACCUCCAGCUCCGAAGAAUGCCCAUCCUGUCCAAGAAGUCGGCGCCGGGGCUCAUCCUUGCCACCGGUUCAGUGGGAAGGAACUUGGCCAGCAAGACAAACGUGUACAUCUCCAGCAGUGCUGGGGCCAGGUGGCGAGAGGUUGGUCUUUGUUUGUGUGAGAGCAUGGACCACACAUGCCCUGGCAUUUCAGCCCAGGGCACCCACUGUGAGUCUAGUACUCAGGGAGGUACCGGGACGUCGUCACAUGGUGGAGCCCAGGCCGUCCCCGAGAUGGCUCUGUCCACCUUCCUUAGUGAGAUCACACCACCGUUGCUCACAGACUUCCAGUUCUUGAAGAAUCCUCCCCACCUGGGGUCCUGGGGUCCUGGGGCCGCCGUGGAGAUCACUGCGGGCAGAACUGCUGUCUCCACCUUCCGCACCAGAUUUCUGCAAGCGGCCACCACCAUUGUGGGAGGAAUGUUACCUGGAAGCCAAGGCCUUCCUCUGAGGAGUUUAACUCUUUUUUUUUUUUUUUUUCUGUCUAGAGCACUAUUCAACUCUGGCUUAUGGUGGUGCAGGGGAUUGAACCUGGGGCUUGGAUCCUCCGGCAUGAGACUCUGUAUACAUAACUAUUGUGUUGUCUCGCCUGCCCUCUGGGGAGUUUUAACUGAAAAACGCUCUUUCUUGCACUUGGACAGGUACAGCACCAAUGAAGGGGAGACCUGGAAAACGUUCAUCUUCUCCGAGAAGCCCGUGUUUGUGUACGGACUGCUCACGGAGCCUGGGGAGAAGAGCACGGUCUUCACCAUCUUUGGCUCCAACAAGGAGAACGUGCACAGCUGGCUGAUCCUCCAGGUCAAUGCCACGGACGUCCUCGGGGUUCCCUGUACAGAGAAUGACUACAAGCUGUGGUCGCCAUCUGAUGAGAGAGGCAACGAGUGUCUGCUGGGACACAAGACGGUGUUCAAGCGGAGGACUCCCCACGCCACAUGCUUCAACGGGGAGGACUUUGACCGGCCGGUGGUAGUGUCCAACUGCUCCUGCACCCGUGAGGACUACGAAUGUGACUUUGGCUUCAAGAUGAGCGAAGAUUUGGCACUGGAGGUGUGCGUUCCAGACCCCGACUUCUCUGGCAAGUCCGCUUUUCCGCCUGUGCCGUGUCCUGUGGGCUCUUCAUACAGGAGGACCAGAGGCUACCGGAAGGUUUCUGGGGACACUUGUAGUGGAGGAGACGUUGAAGCACGGCUGGAGGGCGAGCUGCUCCCGUGCCCCUUGGCAGAGGAGAACGAGUUCAUCCUGUAUGCCACUCGCAAGUCCAUCCACCGCUACGACCUGGCCUCGGGGGCCACGGAGCAGCUGCCCCUCAGCGGCCUGCGGGCGGCGGUGGCCCUGGACUUUGACUAUGAGCGCAACUGCCUGUACUGGUCGGACCUGGCGCUGGACCUCAUCCAGCGCCUCUGUUUGAACGGCAGUUCCGGGCAGGAGGUGAUCAUCAAUUCUGGCCUGGAGACAGUGGAAGCUUUGGCCUUUGAGCCCCUCGGCCAGCUGCUGUACUGGGUAGAUGCUGGCCUUAAAAAGAUCGAGGUAGCUAACCCAGAUGGUGACUUCCGACUCACGAUCCUCAAUUCCUCUGUGCUGGAUCGGCCCAGGGCUCUGGUCCUCCUGCCCCAGGAUGGGCUCAUGUUUUGGACGGACUGGGGAGAUGUGAAGCCUGGCAUCUACCGGAGUGACAUGGAUGGGGCUGCAGUCCACCGCCUGGUGUUUGAGGACGUGAAGUGGCCUAAUGGCAUUGCUGUGGACGGCCAGUGGAUCUACUGGACGGACGCCUACCUGGACUGCAUCGAGCGCGUCACCUUCAGCGGCCAGCAGCGUUCCGUCAUCCUGGACAACCUGCCCCACCCCUACGCCAUCGCUGUCUUCAAGAAUGAGAUCUACUGGGAUGACUGGUCGCAGCUCAGUAUUUUCCGAGGCUCCAAGUACAGCGGAUCCCAGGUGGAGGUUCUGGCCAGCCAGCUGACAGGGCUGAUGGACAUGAAGAUCUUCUACAAGGGGAAGACCAGCGGGAGCAAUGCGUGUGAGGCCCGGCCGUGCAGCCUGCUGUGCCUGCCCAAGGCCAACAACAGCAGGAGCUGCAGGUGUCCUGAGGGGCUGUCAAGCACCGUCCUCCCGUCCGGGGACCCUCUGUGUGAAUGCCCGAGGGGCUACCAGCUGCAGAACUCCACCUGUGUCAAGGAAGAGAACACCUGUCUCCGAAACCAGUAUCGUUGCAGCAACGGCAACUGCAUCAACAGCAUUUGGUGGUGCGACUUCGACAACGACUGUGGAGACAUGAGCGAUGAGAGGAACUGCCCCACCACCAUUUGUGACCUGGAUACCCAGUUCCGAUGCCAGGAGUCUGGGACCUGCAUCCCCCUGUCCUACAAAUGUGACCUUGAGGACGACUGUGGGGACAACAGUGACGAGAGCCACUGUGAGAUGCACCAGUGCCACCAAGACGAGUUCAACUGCAGCUCUGGCAUGUGCGUCCGCUCCUCCUGGGUGUGUGACGGGGACAAUGACUGCAGGGACUGGUCCGAUGAGGCCAACUGCACCGCCAUCUACCACACCUGUGAGGCCUCCAACUUCCAGUGCCACAACGGGCACUGCAUCCCCCAGCGCUGGGCCUGUGACGGCGAUGCCGACUGCCAGGACGGCUCUGAUGAGGACCCUGUCACCUGCGAGAAGAAGUGCAAUGGGUUCCACUGUCCCAACGGCACCUGCAUCCCGUCCAGCAAGCACUGCGAUGGUCUGCAGGACUGCUCGGAUGGCUCUGACGAACGCCACUGUGAGCCCCUGUGCACACACUUCAUGGACUUCGUGUGCAGGAACCGACAGCAGUGCCUCUUCCAAUCCAUGGUGUGUGACGGCCUCGUCCAGUGCCGCGACGGGUCCGAUGAGGACCCGGCCUUCGCAGGAUGCUCCCAAGACCCCGAGUUCCGCAGGGUGUGCGGCGACUUCAGCUUCCAGUGUCAGAGCGGCGUGUGCAUCAGCCUGAUCUGGAGGUGCGACGGCAUGGACGACUGCGGAGACCGCUCGGACGAGGCCGGCUGCGAAAACCCCACGGAAGCCCCCAGCUGCUCCCGCUACUUCCAGUUCCAGUGCGGGAACGGCCGCUGCAUUCCCAACAGGUGGAAGUGUGACCGGGAGAACGACUGCGGGGACUGGUCCGAUGAGAAGGACUGCGGGGACUCGCAGGCCCUGCCCUCGCCGACCCCGCAGCCCUCCACGUGUCUGCCCGACUACUUCCGCUGCAGCAGCGGCUCCUGCGUGAUGGACAGCUGGGUGUGUGACGGCUACCGGGACUGUGCUGAUGGCUCUGAUGAGGAAGCCUGCCCCUCGCCCCCAAAUGUCACCGCUGCCUCCACACCCACCCACACUGGGCGUUGUGACCGGUUUGAGUUCGAGUGCCACCAGCCAAAGAAAUGCAUCCCCAACUGGAGGCGGUGUGACGGCCGCCGGGACUGCCGAGACGGUCAGGAUGAGGCCAACUGCCCCACUCACAGCACCUUGACCUGCCUGAGCUCGGAGUUUCGCUGUGAGGAUGGCGAGGCCUGCAUCCUGCUGUCUGAGCGCUGUGACGGCUUCCUGGACUGCUCAGACGAGAGCGACGAGAGGGUCUGCAGUGAUGAGCUCACUGUCUACAAAGUGCAGAAUCUCCAGUGGUCAGCAGACUUCUCCGGGGACGUCACCUUGACCUGGAUGCGGCCCAAGAAGAUGCCGCUGGCCUCCUGUGUUUACAAUGUCUACUAUAGGGUGGUGGGGGAGAGCCUCUGGAAGACUCUGGAGACCCACAGCAACAAAACCAACAUGGUGCUGAAGGUCCUGAAGCCUGACACCACGUAUCAGGUCAAAGUGCAAGUGCAGUGUUUGAGCAAGGUGCACACCAGCAACGACGUGGUCACGCUGAGGACGCCAGAAGGAUUGCCGGAUGCCCCUGGGAACCUGCAGCUGUCCCUGCACCUCGAGGCGGACGGUGUGAUCCUGGCUCGCUGGGCUCCCCCGGCGCACGCCCACGGCCUGGUCCGAGAGUACAUAGUGGAGCACAGCCGGAGCGGCUCCAGGGUGUGGGCCUCCCAGAGGUCUGCGGGCAACUUCACCGAGAUCGGGGACCUGCAGCUCAACACGCAGUACAGCGUCAGGGUGGCGGCUGUGACGAGCCGUGGGAUCGGGAACUGGAGUGACUCCAAGUCCAUCACCACCAUGAAGGGAAAAGCCAUCCCACCUCCGGACAUCCACAUCGAUGGCUAUGACGAGAGUUCCCUGAGCUUCACGCUGACCAUGGGGAGCGACGUGAAGGUCAGCGGUUACGUGGUGAACCUCUUCUGGGCUUUUGACACCCACAAGCAAGAGAAGAGAACACUGACCUUCCGGGGGAGAGUGUUGUCUCACAGAGUCGGCAACCUCACUGCUCACACAGCCUACGAGAUCUCUGCCUGGGCCAGGACCGACUUGGGGGACAGCCCGCUGGCCUUUGAGCACGUGCUGACCAGGGGCAUCCGCCCACCCGCCCCCAGCCUCAAAGCCAAGGCCGUCAACCAGACCACAGUGGAGUGCACCUGGACGGGCCCCAGGAGCGUGGUUUACGGCAUCUUCUACGCCACGUCCUUUCUGGAUCUCUACCAGAAUCCCCAGAGCGGGACCACUUCUCUCCACGACACAACGGUCCUGGUCGGCAGGGACGAGCAGUAUUUGUUCCUGGUCCGGGUGGUGGAGCCCUACCUGGGGCCGUCCUCUGACUACGUGGUGGUGAAGAUGAUCCCCGACAACCGCCUGCCUCCCCGCCGUCUGCACGCCGUCCGCGUGGGCCAGACCUGGGCCGUCAUCAAGUGGGAGGCCCCAUAUGACAACCCUGACCAGGACCUGCUGUACGCCGUGGCCGUGAGAGACCUGGUGAGGAGGAGUGACCGCAGCUACAAGGUGCGUUCCCGGAACAGCACGGUGGAGCACACGCUCGGCAGGCUGGAGCCAGGGGGCCGCUACCAUGUCCUCGUGCAGCUGGGCAACAUGAGCAAGGACUGCAGCGUCAAGAUCAGCACCGUCCCACUGUCGGCGCCUCACGCCUUAAAGGUCAUCACAGAAAACGACCACGUCCUUCUGUUCUGGAAAAGUCUAGCCUUGAAGGAAAAGCAGUUUAAUGAAAGCCGGGGCUACGAGGUGCACGUGCUGGACGGAGCCCUGAACACCUCGGCCGCCCUGGGCACCACCACAGACACCUUCUUCAAGGUCUCGGCCCUGCAGCCCGGCCACAACUACACCUUCACGGUGCGGGCGCGCUGCCUGCUGGGCGGCCAGCUGUGCGGGGACCCUGCCACGCUGCUGUUCCACGCCCCGGCCCCCGGCGGCGGCUCCUCGGCCUCCCCGGCCGCCCGCUCCCCAGACGUGGCCGCCGUGGCGGUGCCCGUGCUGUUCCUGGUCCUGCUGAGCCUGGGCGCGGGCUUCGCCGUCCUGUACACCAAGCACCGCCGGCUGCAGAGCAGCUUCUCCGCCUUCGCCAGCAGCCACUACAGCUCCAGGCUGGGCUCGGCCAUCUUCUCCUCCGGGGACGACCUGGGGGACGACGACGAAGACGCUCCCAUGAUCACUGGAUUCUCAGACGACGUCCCCAUGGUGAUCGCCUGAAGGAUCCGGCCUCACUAGAAACCAAAUGGUGUAAAUAUUUUAUUUGAUAAAGAUAGCUGAUGGUUUAUUUUAAAAGAUGCGCUUUGAGUUGCAAUAUGUUAUUUUUAUAUGGGCCAAAAAAAAAACACAUAAAACAGAACAACAAAAACAACCUGGAAAGAGAACGAGUAAACUUUGUAGCGAUCAACUGUGAGCUUCAGACCGGCCUGAUCUCAGCCACCGAGCUGCUUUCGCCUUGACAUUCCUGCCGUCCACAGGGCUGUGCUGGCCGGGCGAGCUUCAUGUCUGUGAGAUUCUUUGGGUCAAUAAACCAGCUAUUCUCUUA
Molecule: messenger RNA, 7536 nt
Organism: Erinaceus europaeus (western European hedgehog)
Lineage: Eukaryota; Metazoa; Chordata; Mammalia; Eulipotyphla; Erinaceidae
Gene: SORL1
Product: sortilin related receptor 1
Exons: 49
Coding region: 141-7211 (2356 amino acids)
Biological process (GO): protein retention in Golgi apparatus; post-Golgi vesicle-mediated transport; protein targeting to lysosome
Cellular component (GO): membrane; Golgi apparatus
Molecular function (GO): protein binding
Source: RefSeq, a predicted model, not a curated record